This is a messenger RNA of Aspergillus chevalieri, 420 nucleotides long. RefSeq lists its product as uncharacterized. Lineage: Eukaryota; Fungi; Ascomycota; Eurotiomycetes; Eurotiales; Aspergillaceae. The coding region runs from base 1 to 420 and encodes 139 amino acids. The record is from RefSeq and is a predicted model, not a curated record. The transcript has a single exon.
AUGGUCCGCAUCAACAUCCUCUCCGUCAUGGCUCUGGCCACUGGUGCUCUGGCUACCUCCAACUGCCAGACCAAGGACAACGCCUGCCGCACCGCUCCCGACGCCAACAUGGCCCAGUGUGCCGCCGACAACGCCGCCUGCUGCUCGACCGCCUACGACGAGUGUCGCGGCGCCCCCAAUGCCAACAUGGCCAGCUGUGCCGCUGAGCACGCUUCCUGCACUGGCUCUUUGCAGCGCCGCGACGACACUUGCCAAACCAACUACAACUCUUGCCGUACCGCCCCCGACGCCAACAUGUCCUCCUGCGUUGCUGAGCACGCUAGCUGCUGCUCGACCGCCUACGAUGAGUGCCGUGGUGCCCCUGACGCCAACAUGUCCUCUUGUGCUGCCGAGCAUGAGGCCUGCAAGAACCAGGCCUAA